This is a messenger RNA of Erigeron canadensis, 931 nucleotides long. RefSeq names its product serine/arginine-rich SC35-like splicing factor SCL30A. The coding region runs from base 1 to 702 and encodes 233 amino acids. The record is from RefSeq and is a predicted model, not a curated record. Lineage: Eukaryota; Viridiplantae; Streptophyta; Magnoliopsida; Asterales; Asteraceae. The transcript is spliced from 6 exons. Gene Ontology annotation, molecular function: RNA binding.
AUGGAGCCCUUUAAUUAUGGUGAAAUCGCCAUGAACAAAGAAAAUUCUAAUGGAAUUCACGUAUCGUAUAUUUAUAACCCUGGUAAUGUUCGCCAAUUGGGUUUAAAGAAUAAGGGUCGUUGUCAAUGGUUGCACCUUAAGCUUAAUGGCCAACUUAGAGUUUAUUUAUUGUUUGUUGAACAUCGAGUUCUCAUCAUUUUAAGAACUCUUGUUUUCAGAACUGAAGAUCUCCGUGUGCCAUUUGGAGAGUUUGGCCCUCUGAAGGAUGUUUACUUGCCACGAGACUAUUAUACCGGAGAACCCCGUGGUUUUGGUUUUGUUCAAUAUCUUGACCCAGAUGAUGCUGCUGAAGCCAAAUAUCAGAUGGAUGGACAAAUUCUUCUUGGUAGGGAGCUGACAGUUGUUUUUGCAGAGGAAAAUAGGAAGAAGCCUUCGGAUAUGCGAGCAAGAGAACGUUCUAGGGGUCGUUCCUAUGAUCCUAGAGGGUCAUCCAUUCGUUAUUCUCGUUCACCCCCACGUGGAAGAUCAUAUCAGCGUAGUCCAAGAUAUCGUUCUCCUCCUAGACGCUAUCGUUACUCGAGGUCCAUUUCACCUCGAGACCGAAGGUACAGACAGAGAGAUAGGUCUUAUUCCAGGUCUCCAUAUGUUUCCAGGAGCAGGAGCCCCACCCCAUUCAGGAGCAGGAAUCCCCAAGGUUAUUAGGUGACUUGCGCCGUAAUGACCAAAUAUUUCCCAACCAAUUGAACUCCGUUCACGAUAUUGCUGUGCUUUAAAACUACAUAUUAGUCUACUACUACAAUUCUAAACCGAGAUCAAAACUCUACAUUUAGUGGACUCCUCCUCUAGCUUGAUGAUGCAUUAUAGCAUAUUCACUACAAUGUAUUAGAUUUCAUUUGUGAUGUGAACUCGUGAUCUGCUGGCUUCAUGUUCA